Messenger RNA from Akanthomyces muscarius, 768 nucleotides. RefSeq lists its product as uncharacterized. Lineage: Eukaryota; Fungi; Ascomycota; Sordariomycetes; Hypocreales; Cordycipitaceae. Gene Ontology annotation, cellular component: mitochondrion. The transcript has 2 exons. The record is from RefSeq and is a predicted model, not a curated record. Bases 1 to 768 code for a protein of 255 amino acids.
AUGGCGACUGCUGCUACCGCAGAGAUGCUCCCGCGCUUCCUUCUGCCGCGCCUCAGCUGGCAGCCCGUGGCGGCGGCCCCUCGCCGUCUGGCCAUUGCCGCCUCGCCAGUGGCAGCUCGCCAGAUGCAGCACGCCCACCGUCGACGCCCUCGGCUGUCCUCUGCCACCCGCAGCAGCAGCAUCCCGGCCCUGUCGCGCGCGUUCCACGCCACAUCGCUGCAGGCGCGCGAUCACCACUUUGACACGCUCAAGUUUGUCAAGCGGCUCCGCGAGGACGGCUUCACCGAGGAGCAGUCGGUGGCCAUGAUGAAGGUCCUAAGCGACGUCAUUGAGGAGAGCAUCCAGAACCUCACCCGCACCAUGGUCCUCCGCGAGGACUCGGCCAAGGCCACGUACACGCAAAAGGUCGACUUUGCCAAGCUGCGCUCCGAGCUGCUCUCGGCCGACAGCACCGAGACCAACACGACGCGCAGCGCCCACGAGCGUCUGACCAACGACAUUGCCAAGCUCAACAGCCGCCUGCGCGACGACGUCUCGCGCACCCAGGCCAGCGUCCGCCUCGACCUCAACCUCGAAAAGGGCCGCAUCCGCGAGGAGGCCCUCAGCCAGGAGCUCAAGAUCAAGGAGACGGAGACCAAGAUUGAGCAGGAGGUCGCCGCCCUUCGCGAGAAGCUCGAGCAGGUCAAGUUCCAGACCCUGCAGUGGCUGAUGGGUGUCUGCACCGGUUUCGCCGCCCUGCUGCUCGGUGCCUGGAGAUUGCUCAUGUAA